AUGUUAUAUUUCAUUAUUUCAAAUUACGUCAUUGACUCCUGGACAUACGCAGCCCACAAACAUAAUUUACUGAAAUACGACUUCACAACCAGAAACCUCCCAGACGGCAGCAAAGACCUCCUCAUGACAACAUGUCCUCGGUCAGUUUGCAUUGGCACAAUUGUACCACAAGUAAGUAAAGAAACCUUUCUUUCUUUCUUUCUAUCUUUCUGUUUUUCUGUCUUUCUUUCUUUUUGUCUUUCUUUCUUUCUUCCUUUCUUUCCUUCUUUCUUUCUUUCUUUCUUUCUGUUUUUCUAUCUUUCUUUCUUUCUUUCUGUUUUUCUGUCUUUCUUUCUUUUUGUCUUUCUUUCUUUUUGUCUUUCUUUCUUUCUUUCUUUCUUUCUUUCUUUCUGUUUUUCUAUCUUUCUUUCUGUCUGUAUUUCUUUCUUUCUUUCUUUCUUUCUGUUUUUCUGUCUUUCUUUCUUUUUGUCUUUCUUUCUUUCUUUCAUUCUGUCUUUCUUUCCUUCUUUUUUCUUUCUGUCUUUCUUUCUUUUUUCUUUCUUUCUUUCUUUUUUUCUUUCUGUUUUUCAUUCUUUCUUUCUUUCUUUCUUUCUAGCUUUCUUUCUUUCAGUUUUUCUAUCUUUCUUUCUUUUUUUUCUUUCUUUUUUUUCUUUCUGUUUUUCUGUCUUUCUUUCUUUCUCCUCUUUUUCCUGCUUUCCAUUUAUAUCAAUCCUUCUCGAUAGGAUGUCACCACAAACUUUGGUUCUUAAUUUCUUUCACAAUUUUUCUUUCUUCAAAGUGUUUCUUUUCUUUUGA
Molecule: messenger RNA, 795 nt
Organism: Acanthosepion pharaonis
Lineage: Eukaryota; Metazoa; Mollusca; Cephalopoda; Sepiida; Sepiidae
Source: the annotation of a GenBank genome assembly